Messenger RNA from Melampsora larici-populina 98AG31, 1236 nucleotides. RefSeq lists its product as uncharacterized. The transcript has 2 exons. The coding region runs from base 1 to 1236 and encodes 411 amino acids. Gene Ontology annotation, cellular component: nuclear envelope; meiotic nuclear membrane microtubule tethering complex. The record is from RefSeq and is a predicted model, not a curated record. Gene Ontology annotation, molecular function: protein-membrane adaptor activity. Gene Ontology annotation, biological process: nuclear envelope organization. Lineage: Eukaryota; Fungi; Basidiomycota; Pucciniomycetes; Pucciniales; Melampsoraceae.
AUGCCAGAUCAGAGAACCAAUCACCGCCACUCUACCAGUCAUAUCCACAUUGAGGAAAGGGAGAUUUACCAACAUAGCAUCGGUAAAAAGUGUGGUCUUGUGGUCAAGCUUUUGAUCUCCCGGUCUAUACGCCAAUCGUAUUUGAUCGUGCUCUCUGCCUUUGUCUUAUGGUUCUUCACAAGCUAUUCGGCAACAUUGCAUAUCACCAACAAGAACUUGAUUGAAUUACAAGCUGAAUUCAGAUCUAUUCGAGAAGGCGACAUAUCGGGGGAUAAUUCCAUGGCGUUGAAGAUUAUGGAUGAGAAAUUGAAAGAAUUAGGAAAUCAUGUCCGACGUAUACAAGACCCCGAAAACCUUCAACCCAUUUUGAAUAGGUUGCACAUGACGGAAAAGAAAGUAGAUGAGUUGGAAACGCAAGUCCAACACCUUCAACAGGUCCACGAUUACUGGAUCUCUGCCUUUUCGAUAGUCUCGCACGAUCUUGGAUUAUGGGAUGAGAUAACUACGCUUCAAGUACCUGGUCAAUUCACCCCGCUUUCCGAAACUCCUGAGUCGACAUUGAAAGAUUCCACCCAUGACAAGAUCAACAACGCGAUGCUGAACUUUCGACAGUUCCUGCAAAUGAUUGAACAUUUCAAAACCAUUGCUCAGGACGCUCUGAAGACAUGCACGAAGGACAAAGAUGGUCGUCGAGAUUUUGCAUUUAUACAGACUGGUGGUUCGGUGAUUGCUGGCCUGACCUCGAAAUCAAUCAGUCUUGAUCGUGGUGUACCCGCCCCCCUCGAGGGCCCAAGAAGAUGGGGAACUCUCUUUGCCCCCCUUAGUGGCCUUCCCUCAGUUACGUUACCCAAAAUCGUUUUGACUGGUGACGGCUCAAUUGGUGCGUGCUGGGCCUUCAAUGGCUCAAAAGGACAGCUGGGUAUUGCCCUAAGUCACCCUAUCAACAUCGCUGGUGUCACAGUCGAGCACAUUGGAAAAGAGUUGGCUCAAGAUAGUAUAGAUGCAGCCCCUAAAGAUUUCGAGCUUUGGGGUCUGGUGGAGGACAAAGAUGUGAACUCGGAAUUUUUCUUAUUCGGUGCCUUUUACAAUACAUCAAAAGCGUCAAUUGCCCAGACAUUUGAAUUUACACCGACAAAAGAUGUUUACAACAAGGUCAUCUUCAAGAUCAAUUCGAAUCAUGGAAAUCAACAUCAUACAUGUGUUUAUCGUGUGAGGAUUCAUGGAAUUAUUUUGUGA